AUGAAUUCUGAUGAGUUCAAAGAAUAUGCUUUAACUGCUUGUUAUUCCACAGAUAAUGAACAGAGGAGUCAAGCAGAGGCCCAAUUUAACCAAAUAUUCCAAAAUUUUCCACAAGAAUCUAUAGUUGAAUUACUAAAUCUCAUUCAGAGUUCAAACGAACGACUAAAGAAUACAGGAGCAGUUCUUUUACAUAGAAUGAUACUUAAUUACCAAGCAUUAAAUGAAAUAGUCACUCAAGAUUUCUUUGAUAACACAGUUUCUUCAGUUUUAUUUCCAAUUUACCUUUCUGGCAAUAUCGAUCAAAUAACUCGAGAUAACAUUGCAGAUAUUGCUGUUGAAUGUACCAGCAAAUACAAAUUAGAACCAAAAUGCGUUGAACUUUUUAUUCAAGGCACAGAAUCACCAAACAACGACGUACAAUGCAUGUCUAUCAAGUAUCUAACGACAUGCUGCUCAUACAAGUUCAUUCAUCCCCAAGAAUGCGAAGAAUUUUUUAAUAAUUUAAUUGAUACUACAAUAAGCAACCAGAACACCACACAAGACACUCACGUCAAACUUACCAACCUAAUAUUUGUUAUUUCAAACGAUAUCGACAUGGAAUCAAGAAAUAAUUAUAUUUUCGAAUUACUUUCUUAUUUAGAUGAAAACAGCCUCGUACAGCUAUUAUCAGUAAUGAAAUCUACACUUACGACAACAUUCAAGAUGAUGAGAUCAAGAAUUAUCGAUUAUUUACAGUAUUUUUGUGAUUUAGUCAAAAGUAACACGAAAUCAGAAAAAGUUGUUAAAUUUACCUUGUUGUUACUUUCAGACAUUGUUCAUUUAUAUGGUGCUGAUUUAUUACACACGUUUAAGAGCUUGUUGGAAGAAUUUUUAGUACCUUAUUGUUACGAAGUUGUCAAUGAAUAUGAUCCAUGUCUUUCUGAAAAUGAAGAUGAUUCAUUGUUUGAUUAUGCAGCAACAGUUAUUAAUGAAAUCAUUAAUUUUCAUGUUAUUGAAAUCAUCACUAAUUUCGGGGAUUUCCUUUUCAAUCAGAACAAACAAGAUUUUUCUGAUAUGAAUUAUGUUAAAACAGCAUUGACAAUUUGUCUUUUCACAGCAAAUGCGUUUUCAGGAUAUUAUCAAAUUCUUGAUAUCAUUUUAGAAAAUGAAUUACUUGUAAUUUCAUUAAUGAGUGAAGAUGCAAGUCUUCGACUCAUUGCAGCUAAAGUAUUUUGGUCAUUGAUUGAUUCAGACAAAUCUCUUUAUUUCGAUGAAGUUAAAACGAAAGAAUUUGUUUAUUUUGUUUUAGAACGAAUUCAAAAUGAAACAGAAUAUUUAAUAAUCUUCAGUUUAUUGAAUGGAAUCCAAAUUUAUGAUAAUGAUAAUUCACAAUUUUUGGAAGAAACAUUUGACCAACAACUCGAAUUGCGUCAAAAACUCAAUGAACAUAUCAAAGCAGUUAUUGAUGAUAGUGAUUAUCAAUAUAUGAGUAAUCAAUUAUUAUCAGUUUUGAUUCGUUUAUAUACUACAUUUAUUAAAUUUGAUUUUGUUAAAAUGUCAUCAUUUGUUGAAGAAAUCUUCCAAACAUGUCUUCAAUUAAUUGUCGAUGACAGUUACACAAGUGAUGUUAUUUCUAAUUCAUUUUACUGUUUGAUGGAAAUCAUCAUGAAAGUUGAUAAUGAUUCAUUUGUUGACACAUUCAUUGAUACGUUUUCACAUAUUGAUAUUUCUAAUAUUAGUUUUGAUUUAUGGACAACAAUCAAUGAUUGUUUUGUUCGAAUUUCAAAGAAGCACAAAGAAAAAAUCCAGAAUUUGAUUUUAAUUCUUCUUAAUCGAAAUUGCGAAUUCUUGAAACAACCAUUUUAUACACAAAACUUCGCAGAAACAACACCAAUUGAUGAACUCCAGAGUUUCACUCUUUAUUUGAAUCCUCAAUCAAGAACUUUUAUUGCUUUGAAGUCAGAUGAUUUCGAGAAUAUUUUGAACUGUUUUGAUAUCUUUCUUAAGAAUUUCCGAUAUAAUUUAAUUCCAGAAGAAAUAUAUCAAAACAUUGUUGAAUCUGUUUUUUCUAUUAAUUAUCUUUUCUUUUUCCCAGCUAUUUCAUCAUAUGCAUCAACAAUUAUUGGCUGUGUUUUGCAGAAUAUCAAAGAACCAGAACCAUGUUUAGUUCUUUUCAAUCGACAGAUGGAUUCAUUUCCACGUAGUUAUUCAGAAAAUUUCCAAAUGGCAUUACAUCAAUUUUUGAUUUCGUGCCAAUACUUGUCUAAUCUUUUAACAUUUGAUGAAUCAUUUGUUAACAAAAUGAACACAAUCUCAUAUUUUUCAUCAUUUUUCACGUAUAGCAUGUACAAUAAUAGUUAUUACAGCUCGAAGAUACUUAGUUCAGAGCAAGACAAUGAAAUCAACAAUAUUGAUGGUUUAUUGAAAAAUCUGAAUGAAAUAGAAUUACUUUUAUAUAAGAUUGACAAAGACAAAUGGAUUCAAAAGUUCAAUCAAGGUGAAUUGUAUAAUUUCAACACUUCACAGUGCAUUAAUCCUGUAACAUUGCUCGCAUGGUCCAUCUUUGUUUUGAACACGAAUGAAAACAGUGACAUCUUUUUCGAAAAACUUGAUAUUUUCAUGAAAGAUAGUUCUAUUUCAUAUUUUGUUUAUACACUCAUUCGAAAUCUUUUGUUGAAUGACGAAACUCCAUUUUAUUUAAAUAUCCUCGAAUUCUUCAAUGAAAAUCGAGAACGACUUACUAAUGAAGGUCGCACAUUAUUAGUCCAUAUUAUUCAGAUGCAGAUUAACAAGAACAAUCUCAUUCCAGAAUUCGUUCAAUUCUUCAAAGACUCAGUUCUUUCAAUGAUUGGAGACCAUGAUUACGAGAGCAAGAAACCAAGCGAUAACUUGUCACUUGUUUAUGCAUUCUAUUUGUUCAUUGAAGACUCACCACCAUUAGAAAUUGUUCAAUUCAUCUUUGAAUACUCGAAACAAUUAGUUCACGACAACAGCGAACCUUCAAACAAACUUAGAGAACAAAUUCAAAAAUUUGUUAAAUAA
This is a messenger RNA of Trichomonas vaginalis G3, 3021 nucleotides long. RefSeq names its product armadillo (ARM) repeat-containing protein family. The transcript has a single exon. The record is from RefSeq and is a predicted model, not a curated record. NCBI's taxonomy places the organism in Eukaryota, Parabasalia, Trichomonadida, Trichomonadidae. The coding region runs from base 1 to 3021 and encodes 1006 amino acids.